Cricetulus griseus (Chinese hamster) is the source of this 1014-nucleotide messenger RNA. Lineage: Eukaryota; Metazoa; Chordata; Mammalia; Rodentia; Cricetidae. The record is from RefSeq and is a predicted model, not a curated record.
AUGCAGCCUAGCCUGGAAGAGGUGACUCAGCUUUCUCAUGACAAGAAGAAUCCAGAACAUCUUCCAUGGCUUGCAAACUCUGCUAGUGAGUGCCAUUCCCCUGAACCUAAAGUUUGUCUGUAUGUAGUCUCCAAAAGGGAUCUUCCAGGUGACUCUGCUGAAGACAGUGGGAACAGGUGGACAUUUGCUGGGCACGUGGGUUUGCUGAAGAAUAGUCCUGAAGUAAUAACAGCAUGGGAGGCCCAGGCGAAAAGGAGAACAGUGUCAUUGUUUAGCAAAGCCAGAAAGCAAACAGAAAAAGCCCCAAACCCUGUAGACACCAAGCAGUUCCUGGAGCAAGAGGUGGUUGUGAACACCAAAAACCCAAGCAAGAAAUGGCAGCCACAAAAGAACCCGGAGGAUCAGAGGCGGGACCAUCUGGAAGAAGGGGACAUAGAAGGAUUCAGACAGCCACGGGGACUUUUCAGAUACAGCAGACAUGUUGCUCCUCUUGAAGAAACUACGUUUUUGCAGGGCAAGAAGAUCAAGCCCCAUUCUAGACAUCCAGUGCAGAUACUGUGCCCCACAUCAUUUAGAGAGGAGGGUCCUGGAGAAGAGCUGAAACCAGUGGCACCGGACCAAGACAAACUGGAAGACAUGAAAGCCUCCAAAGAAGGAGAUGCACAAUCUCAAUUCCUGUGGGAAAAAACUUUCCUGGAGGGACAAGCAAGGGUUUUGGACCAGAAUCUGUGGGCAGAAGCUAAACCCCAGCUCCUUAACAGGAGGAAGAUGCAGGUCUUGGAGGUGUUGGCCAAAUCUAAUGAUAAAGAAUUCUGGGUGGCCAACUCCAGAGGGAAAAUACAGCUGUCUUUUCAGGACAACAAACAGGGUGCUUCAGGAAGAAACACAAUGAAGCAAAAGUGGCAGCCCAGGGAGGAAGGCUGGGACCCCACAAUCCAGGGGACCCCAGUCGCUCUUGCUCCAAAGACCAGGAUGAGCUUGCCACUAGGUAAAUCAAGUAUUACGUAUUCAUAA